AUGUCUCCUCGUCGCUCCUCCCGAGCUCGCACCACACAGCCCUCACCUGUCCUCCUGCAACACACGAAUUCCAACAGCUCUGGAAAUUCACUCACCCGUGGAGAGCGCAAUACUCGCUCCAAUAACAAACAUGCAUCUCCUCAAAGGUCGUCUACGCAACGUUCUCAAUCCCUCGAUGACUCGGACGGCAAGCCCGAUCUGCCACAGACGCGCCAGCGCCAUCGUGCCCAAGACGACGACAACGACGAGCUUUCCCAAGCAAACGACGAUGAAGGUGAUGAAGAGGAAAAUGACGAGGAAGAAAUAACUAGGUGUCUCUGUGGACAGCAGGAGUAUCCGGGCCUGCCUCCAUCUCGUCGCAGUGCCACUAGUCGGCACCGCCACCAACCAGGCGGCAAGGACAAUACUACAUUGGCGAAAGAUGAAGCUGAUCCUCUGAGCGAUGACAUUGGAAGCAUGUUCAUCCAAUGCGACUCAUGCAAGGUUUGGCAGCAUGGUGGCUGCGUUGGUAUUAUGGACGAAGCUAUGAGCCCCGACGAAUAUUUCUGUGAGGAGUGCCGAAAGGACCUUCACAAGAUUAUUGAAGAACCGAAUGGACAACAUUCCUCUCAGUACUUGCCAGUUGCCCCCGUGUUCAGCCCUGAAUCUUCUUCGCGAGAGUCAUCCACCGACAUCGCUCGGCGCUCGCGCGAUUCGAGAUCUCGACAGGCCGACCCUCCCAAGCGUCGCUCUACAAUGAACAGCCGAGAUGCCGCCUAUGACGAGGAGGAGCUAUUGAGACGGGCCAUAGAAGAGAGCAAGGAAGAGACUAGGAUGAGCAACGACGAGUCGGGCUCACGGCGAACGAAGAGAAGUCGGAGCGAUGACGACGUUAACAAGCAAGGCAUUAAGCGUCCCCGAACGAGCUCUCCAUCCCCGUCCGCCGUGUCCAAACAGAGCAUCCCGCCCUCACAGCCUGUUUCAGAAGAUGAAUCGAAGCCAAAAACAAACGGAGCGAAUAGACCGAAGCGGGGUAUCUCCGGGCGCAACCAAAAGGAGAAAGAGGUCAAGGAGCCAGAGGAGCAACCAGAAGAGGAAGAAGAAACGGAGCAACCAGAGCCAAUCACACGAAGAAAAUCGCGUUCAGAGAAGAAGCGAGAAGAGGAAUCGGAUCAUGAGACUGAGGCAUCACCAACAAAACCUUCCGCUCCUGUGCCAGCACCGAGUGAACCUGAGCCUUCGGAACCAACUCCGGGAACGCCAGCGCCUGCUGCAGAGCCGGCACCGCCGCCACCUCCCCCUCGUCAGUCAACGCGCAAAUCAGGUCGUCCACCAGCCCGACGUGGUGGGCGGCUGGGUCGUAAUCAAUACACACGGGACCGAGAUCUCAAUGGCGAUGGUAUUAAUUCCCCCAACUCGCCGCAUGGAAAUCAUUUUCGCGAUAGUGGACGAGACUCGCCUAGCAUUGGCGGACCUAACGGGAUGGUCAACGGAGCUGACGGCAAAGGCAAAGGUCGUCACUUGAAUCCUCAUCGUACAUCGAUGAAUGAGAUGAAACGAAGAGUCGCAGCUAUACUGGACUUUAUAUCCCGCAUGCAAGUGGAGAUGGCAGUCAGUGGAGAGAAUGCGACUCCACCCGAUAAUAAUGCUACAAAUGGCAACAAUGCUGCAGCGUCUCGUGCAUUGUUAGUCAAAGGCGUCCAAGAUCAACUGGGAUCGUUGCUCGCAUCGACGAACAGCGAAGACGCAUCUGUAGCCAGUUCAGCAGUAUCGAUAGCAGAGUUUGAUGCGACCAAGGAGAAAGAGAAAGACUUCAAAGAUCUGACUAGUAUCGAGAUGAUGGAUGUGCUCACUCGACAUUUGUUGAAAUGGCAACAAGAGUAUGGGAAAUUCGGGGAGAAAUAG
Talaromyces marneffei is the source of this 1884-nucleotide messenger RNA. RefSeq lists its product as uncharacterized. Bases 1 to 1884 code for a protein of 627 amino acids. Lineage: Eukaryota; Fungi; Ascomycota; Eurotiomycetes; Eurotiales; Trichocomaceae. The record is from RefSeq and is a predicted model, not a curated record. Gene Ontology annotation, cellular component: Rpd3L-Expanded complex; Rpd3L complex. The transcript has 4 exons. Gene Ontology annotation, biological process: negative regulation of rDNA heterochromatin formation; negative regulation of silent mating-type cassette heterochromatin formation.